Molecule: messenger RNA, 1208 nt
Organism: Pelecanus crispus (Dalmatian pelican)
Lineage: Eukaryota; Metazoa; Chordata; Aves; Pelecaniformes; Pelecanidae
Source: RefSeq, a predicted model, not a curated record
GAUUUGUUCUGGGAGGCGCAUUUGGUGUCUUCACAGCUGGCAUCGACACCAACGUUGGGUUCGAUCCCAAGGAUCCAUAUCGCACGCCAACCGCAAAAGAGGUCCUGAAAGAUAUGGGGCAGCGAGGCAUAUCCUACGGAAAGAACUUCGCCAUUGUGGGUGCCAUGUUCUCCUGCACCGAAUGCGUGGUAGAAUCUUAUCGUGGAAAGUCAGACUGGAAGAAUAGUGUUAUUAGCGGCUGCAUCACAGGAGGAGCAAUCGGCUUCAGAGCUGGUUUGAAGGCAGGGGUUAUCGGCUGUGGUGGAUUUGCCGCUUUCUCCGCCGCGAUUGAUUACUAUCUACAGUAACAGUGGGAUCCCUUGGGAGCCAGUUUCCCUUUUGUUCCAGUGCUGCUGCUGAGAGCCUGCAUCAUGGCAGAAGAACCAUCAGGCUUACCUUUCCACUGCCUUUGGAGUCCUGAUCAGCGCAAGCUGGAUGGUGUUGGCUGCUUUUCCUGAAUGACUAACAAUAAUCUGGCUCUGAGCCCUGGCGUGCUGCUUCAGGCAGACUUGCUGGAGCAUGUGAGGAUGGAGCCAGGCACAGCGAGCAGUAUCUCCAGGAUGGAUCAGCUGACUGUCAGUUUCCAGGAAAUAAGCCUGGACUCUGAGUUUUUUCAAUCCUUUGGGUCUGAUUUUGAUUAAGUCUGUUGCUAGCAUCAAAAGAGGCAGGAGGACAAUCUUCAAAAAGAAAUGCAGUGAUUUAGGUUACCGUGUAUUUGAACGUGCUGCAAGUGUUUAACAGUUACCAGUUUGCAGCUUGCUACUCUGUUGGGGAGAGGUAAGAUCCUGUGGAGAAAUAGUUUGUUCCAGGCUUUUCUUAAAAUACCAGCUGAAAACAAACCACCAUCUGUACAACUUGUCUUAUUUCAAGUACAGAGAUGAGAGCCAAAUUUCUUUACCAUGUCUUAAAGGGAAAAGCAAAAAGGAAUCCUUAGCCUUAGAACCGUGUGGUUACUGGCAGAUGAACAAAACAGUUUAAGGGGGAAAAAAAAGAGGUUAUUGCAAAGUAUAAUUCUCUGUAGCCACUUGGCUAGCCUGAUUUAACCUCACUGUGGGAGUACAAGUAAUCUUGCUACUGCUUUAACUGCCACAGGCUCACACCAUUAGUUCCAGCAGUUUGAUGGUAAGACUAGAAAGUAGAGUUGUGGGAAUAAACCACUGUUAGACAGA